Messenger RNA from Eimeria mitis, 1224 nucleotides. Its product is annotated as Atypical MEK-related kinase (incomplete catalytic triad), putative. Gene Ontology annotation, biological process: regulation of transcription by RNA polymerase II. The transcript has 4 exons. The record is from RefSeq and is a predicted model, not a curated record. The coding region runs from base 1 to 1224 and encodes 407 amino acids. Gene Ontology annotation, molecular function: transcription cis-regulatory region binding. Lineage: Eukaryota; Apicomplexa; Conoidasida; Eucoccidiorida; Eimeriidae. Gene Ontology annotation, cellular component: nucleus.
AUGCAUGCAUGCAUGCGUGUGUAUAUAUUUCAGCAGGAGCAGCAACUGCAGCAACAGCAGAAGCAACAAGAACAACAGCAGCAGCAGCAGCAGCAACAGCAACAGCAGCAGCAGCAGCAGCAGCAGCAGCAGCAGCAAGAGGAGAUGGAGGAAGCAGCACAUGUGUGUGCCUUUGCCUGCCGUGUCUGGCUGCCGCAGCAGCAGCAGCAGCAGCAGCAGCAGCAGCAGCAGCAGCAGCAGCAGGGGUAUGAUACAGAUGAGGAGACAGAAGAAACGGAGACAGAAGAAGACGACGGAGACACCGCAUGCGCAGACAGUUAUAUAUUUUUUUCUGCUGCUGCUGUUGCUGCUGCUGCUGAUGAAGUCCAAAAAGUAAAAGCAGCAUGGGCAGCAGCAGACACCAGGCCCCUCCCCCCUCUCCCCCCCAUUGCAGCAGCAGCAGCAGCAGCAGCAGCAGCAGCAGCAAACCCAGCAGCAGCAGCAGCAGCAGCAGCAGCAGCAGCAGCAGCAAGGAGCAGCAAAGAAAAACAAAUGCCGCUGGUGGAGGCACUCGCUACAGGCCAAUUUGAUGCUGCUGCUUUUCCUGAUGAAUGCAGCAGCAGCAGCAGCAGCAACAGCAGCAGCAGCAGCAGCAGCAGCGGCAGUGAAUCAGAUGAAGAUACAGAGGAACACAAGCAGCAGCAACAGCAGCAGCAGCAGCAGCAGCAGCAGCAGCACAAUGGAAGACGAAAACGCAAAAAGAGAACUGAUGCAGCAACAGAAGCUGCAGCAGCAGCAGCAGCAGCAGCAGCAGCAGGAACAGCAGCAGCAGCAGCAGAUCCUGCAGCAGCAGAGGUUAUGAAGGUGUCUCUAAACAGCAGCAGCAGCAACAGCAGCACCAACAGCGCAACCAGCAGCAACACCAGCAGCAGCAGCAACACCAGCAACCCCAGCAGCAACAGCAGCAGCAGCAGCAGCAACAGCAGCAGCAGCAGCAGCAGCAGCAGCAGCAACAUGUAUAACAUCGAUGAAAACGAAGUGCUGCUGCAGCUAGCUGACUUUAAUACAGCAGCAGUUGCUGACGAUAAAGAAGGGACCCUUUGGGAUGCAAAUUGCUGCCGAAGAGAAAGAAGACUGCAGCAGCAGAAACAGCAGCAGCAGCAGCAGCAGCAGCAGCAGGAGAAGCAGCAGCAGGAACAAAAACAGCAGAAGCAGCAGCAGCAACAGCAGCAAGUUGCUGCAUGA